CCAGUCCUGGAGCCGGACGCGGAGCAGAGCACGGAUGUGAUCGUGGUGGGCUCCAGCGAGCUGUCCGCACCGGCUUCCCCGGCGCCCUGCAGAGAGCUCCUUGCGUAUGAAGUCAGGGUGAACCAGAGGGACAUAGAAGACGUGUGCAUCUGCUGCGGGAGCUUCCGGGUGCACACGCGGCACCCGCUGUUUGAGGGCGGCAUGUGCGCCCCCUGCAAGGACAAGUUUCUGGACUGUCUCUUCCUGUAUGACGAUGACGGGUACCAGUCCUACUGCUCCAUCUGCUGCGCCGGGGAGACCCUGCUCAUCUGUGAGAACCCCGACUGCACUCGAUGCUACUGCUUCGAGUGCGUGGACACGCUGGUGGGCCCCGGGACGUCGGGGAGGGUGCAGGCCAUGAGCAACUGGGUGUGCUUCCUGUGCCUGCCCUUCCCCCGCAGCGGGCUCCUGCAGAGGCGGCAGAAGUGGCGGGGUGGGCUGAAGGCCUUCUGUGACCGGGAGUCGAAUUCGCUGGAGACGUAUAAAACGGUGCCCGUGUGGAAGAGAGAGCCAGUCCGGGCGCUGUCCCUCUUUGGGGACAUCAGGAGAGAGCUCGUGAGUCUGGGCUUCCUGGAGAGUGGCUCCGCCCCGGGGGGACUGAAGCACCUGGACGAUGUCACAGAUGUCGUGAGGAAGGACGUGGAAGCGUGGGGCCCGUUUGACCUCGUGUACGGCGCCACACCCCCCAUCGGACAGGCCUGCGACCACCCGCCAGCGUGGUACCUGUUCCAGUUCCACCGCGUCCUGCAGUACGCCAGGCCCAGCCCGGGCAGCCGGCAGCCCUUCUUCUGGAUGUUCGUGGACAAUCUGGUGCUGAGCCAAGAUGACCGGCGCGUAGCCACUCGCUUCCUGGAGGCUGAGCCCGUGACCAUCCAGGACGUCUGUGGCCAAGCCGUCCAGGACGCCGUGCACGUGUGGAGCAACAUCCCGGCUGUGAGAAGCAGGCACUCGGCCCUGGCUUCCCACGACGAACUGUCCCUGCUGGCUCCGGACAGGCAGAGGACAAAGCCUCCAGGCCAGGGACCGGCCAAGCUGGUGAAGAAUUGUUUUCUCCCCCUGAGAGAAUAUUUCAAGUAUUCAACAGAACUCACUUCCUCUUUAGAAAUGAUUUAUUUUACUAUGAAGAAAAAAGACUUUUGUUAGAACCA
Messenger RNA from Mustela erminea (ermine), 1187 nucleotides. RefSeq names its product DNA methyltransferase 3 like (gene DNMT3L). NCBI's taxonomy places the organism in Eukaryota, Metazoa, Chordata, Mammalia, Carnivora, Mustelidae. Gene Ontology annotation, cellular component: nucleus. Gene Ontology annotation, molecular function: enzyme activator activity; DNA (cytosine-5-)-methyltransferase activity, acting on CpG substrates; DNA binding. The record is from RefSeq and is a predicted model, not a curated record. Gene Ontology annotation, biological process: negative regulation of transcription by RNA polymerase II.